This is a messenger RNA of Penaeus monodon (black tiger shrimp), 2705 nucleotides long. RefSeq lists its product as uncharacterized. Gene Ontology annotation, cellular component: membrane; endoplasmic reticulum. Lineage: Eukaryota; Metazoa; Arthropoda; Malacostraca; Decapoda; Penaeidae. The record is from RefSeq and is a predicted model, not a curated record. Gene Ontology annotation, molecular function: long-chain fatty acid-CoA ligase activity.
GCCAGGCCAGAGACCCCCGAGACGACCUCCGCCCACUCGGCCAGCCCAGAGCCGGAGGAGCCCGCCCUCGCCGCCCCAGCCACUCGGGCGGAGAUGUUCAAAUCACCCCUGCAGAAGGCGGAGUACCUCAAUGGACCCGACCAGGUCAUCCCGACCGACCGCCUCAAGACGUGGGAGCCGAACGGCACAACCAAGCUGAAGAUCGGCGACCAGGGUGUCUCCGCCCACACGCCCGUGUCUGUACCAACGCUGCUGAAAAAGGCUGCGGAGAAGUUUCCCACCACCAACGCCCUCGCAGUGAAGCGAGAUGGGGCCUGGAAAUUCACCACUUACGCCGAGUACUACCAGCAAGUCCGCACAGUGGCUAAAGCCUUCAUCAAGCUCGGCCUCCAGCAGUACCACGGGGUGUGCAUCCUGGGCUUCAACUCCCCCGAGUGGUUCAUCUCCGACCUGGCCGCCGUCUUCGCUGGGGGCUUCGCUGCCGGAAUCUACACCACCAAUUCUCCUGAAGCUUGUGAACACUGUGCCAAAAAUUGUGAAGCUCAGAUAUGGGUGGUGGAAGAUCAGAAGCAGUUGGACAAGGUCCUCAAGAUCCGCGGCCGCCUCCCAUCGACGCGGGCGAUCAUUCAGUACAGUGGGAAGCCCACUGUGGAGGGCGUGCUGAGUUGGGAAGAUGUCGUGACGCUGGGGAAGCAGCAGUCAGACAGCGAGCUGGAGGCCAGGUUGCGGCGCAUCGCGGUCAACCAGUGCUGCACCCUCAUCUACACCUCCGGCACGACUGGCCCCCCAAAGGGCGUCAUGCUCAGCCACGACAACAUCACCUGGACGGCCCACGCCAACUGCAUCAACGCCGACUUCCACUCUGGAAGGGAGGUCAUCGUCAGCUACCUGCCCCUCUCUCACGUCGCCGCACAAAUGGCCGACUUGUACAUCACGAUGUAUGCGGGAGCGACGUGCUACUUCGCACAGCCCGACGCCCUGAAAGGAAGUCUUGGGCAAACCCUCAAGGAAGUCCGUCCAACACGAUUCCUGGGCGUCCCUCGCGUCUGGGAGAAGAUUUAUGAGAAGAUGAUGGAAGUCGGUCGCAAGACAACAGGAGUCAAGAAAUCGAUCGCCACUUGGGCCAAGUCUGUCGGGCUGGAGACCAGUAUGCGCAAGCAGCAGCAGGACUUCUCUAAGUCUUGGGGCUACUCCAUCGCCAAUGCAGUUGUUUUCAAGAAAAUCAAAGGAGUCCUUGGGCUGGACAGGUGUGAAUUGCACUUGUCAGGGGCUGCUCCCAUCUCCCCAGAUAUUGUGCGCUACUUCCACAGUCUGGACAUCCCUCUGACGGAGAUUUAUGGCAUGUCUGAAUCCUCCGGCCCCCACACCAUCGGGCUGGAGAAGGCCUUCAAAAUGGGCAGCUGCGGGCGCACGGUGCCUGGCUGUUACACGAAGCUCGACAACCCGGACGCGGAGGGGAACGGAGAGGUGUGCAUGGGCGGGCGACAUGUGUCCAUGGGGUACUUGCGCAUGGAAGAGAAGACCCACGAAGCGAUCGACGACGAGGGCUGGCUGCACUCCGGGGACAUCGGGAAGCUGGACAGCGAUGGCUUUUUGUAUAUCACGGGACGCAUCAAAGAACUCAUCAUUACAGCUGGAGGAGAAAAUAUUGCUCCAGUUAUCAUUGAAGACAACUUGAAGGCGGAAUUACCUUCGCUAAGCAACAGCAUGCUUAUUGGUGACAAGCGGAAGUUCCUGUCUGUUCUUCUGACACUAAAGACCAAUAUGAACCUGGACUCCGGGGAGCCUCAAGACACACUCAGUCCGGCUUGCAUCGAUUGGUGUCGCAGCGUAGGGUCGUCCGCCAACACCAUACAGGACAUCCUCGCAGGACCCGAUGCCAAUGUAAUGCGUGCAAUCCAAGAGGCCAUUGAUCGGGCUAAUAAACUGGCUCCUUCCAAUGCUCAGAGAAUUCAGAAGUGGACUGUGCUGCCCAAAGACUUUUCCUUGCCUGGCGGGGAGCUCGGGCCCACCAUGAAGCUAAAGCGACCAGUAGUUUUACAAAAAUACAGCGAGACGAUAGAAAGAUUCUACGAGGGUUAACAUUCUUGUAGUCAUCGAGCCCCUUCUACCUUCUAUAAACAUGUUUUCUGUUACCGAAAAGAGUAUAUUUUUGAAUGGAGCAGAAGCAUGAGCUUAUUCACUUUGAGGAAACCAUCCACGUGUUUCUUCGUGUGCACAUCAAAACGAAGCAUGUAGCUAUAAGUAUCCCAUGGUGCAUUUAAUUUGAAGAGUAGAUAUUAAAAAUAUACUUUUCAUGUAACUGAUCUUGCCAUAUGUGUAUAUUUAUAUAUUGCCAUACAACCUACGGAUGUCACCGAUUCUUCAGGGGGAAACCUUACGUGUAUUUACUUAAGCUCCUUAUUCUCUGACGUUUAGCAGGACUGUGCAUUUUCUCAUUCAAACAGAAUGCAUUAAUUCACAGUAACAUGUACAAUGUCCCAGACACGUAUGUUCCGCCAGAUUAAACUGUAAAUAUUUUUCUGCAUACUGGAAACUGGGACCAAAGUGUUCCUCUUCAAGAACCUGGAUGUUGAUUCUUAGCUAGUUCAGUCGAGUAAACCUUCUGGGCUAGGUUUACGUUCACGGAAGUGGCAUUGUGCAAUUCAACGAGGUUCUUAUGAUGAAAGGUUUGUACCCGCACAAGUUCGUUUAAUUUGAAUUAA